AUGGCGGAAUCUUGGGGCAGUGUCUGCCGCCAGUGCAUUGCCACUGUGUCUGAUGUCCCGCCUUCCAUUCUCUUUGCUGCUGUUCUAGCUACGGCGCUGGGAUUGUUUGUCCUGUUCAUUACCUUCCUAUUCGUUGUCGCUCCGACCCCGCGGUAUCCUCUACAGGAAGAAAAGAAGUAUAAGACCCUUGCCAAAGAUGGCGCUAUCACAAACCCCGAACCACUUCCGUGUUGGCUCGACAACCUCGAUGCCCAAAAGCGCUCCUCAAAGAAGCCUGAAAUAGACCCCGCAGAACUCUUCAUGUCCGUGGUCGUCCCGGCCUACAAUGAAGAAGACCGACUUGCGGGCAUGUUGGAAGAAGCUGUCAACUACCUGGAGCAUAUGUACGGCACUGUGGGCCAUGAAGAAGAGAGGGAGGCUAGUACUGUCUCAACUCGGUCAACGCGCAAGCGCAAGACAGCGUCGAAUGGUCAGGCAACGAACGGCCAUGCCGCCAGCUCGGGAUCAGAACGUGGGUGGGAAAUACUUAUUGUAUCGGAUGGAUCAACGGAUCGUACAGAGGAGGUCGCCUUCGCCUUUGCGAGGGACCACCAGUUAUCGCUGCACCCUAAAGGGUAUGCAGGGCCCUGGACACCCAAGGUGCGGGAGGGCGUCCACAUCCCGCCUGGGACGAUUCGAGUGGUCAGUUUGACUCACAACCGUGGCAAGGGCGGCGCCGUUACGCAUGGUAUGCGGCACGCGCGCGGCCGAUAUGUCGUGUUCGCGGACGCGGACGGAGCGAGUAAAUUUGAGGACCUUGGGAAACUUGUCAAGGCGUGCCAGGAAAUUGAGGAUGCCCGGGGUCGUGGCGUGGCUGUUGGAUCGCGCGCGCAUAUGGUGGGCAGCGAGGCCGUUGUCAAGCGUUCGAAGCUGCGCAACUUCCUCAUGCACUCUUUCCACCUGAUCCUAUGGUUAAUGACACCGCCCAAGACUGCAACCGUCAAGGAUACUCAGUGCGGCUUCAAGCUCUUCUCCCGCAACUCACUGCCCUUCAUUGUCCCUUACAUGCACUCCGAAGGCUGGAUCUUCGACGUGGAGAUGCUAAUGUUGGCCGAGUUCGCCCACAUCCCGGUGGCGGAAGUGCCCGUGGGAUGGCAUGAGGUCGGAGGCAGUAAGCUGAAUGUCAUUCGCGACAGUAUCGGCAUGGCCUGGGGCCUGGCGGUCCUGCGCGCAGCAUGGUCGCUUGGCAUUUAUCGGCAGAAGUGA
Penicillium daleae is the source of this 1245-nucleotide messenger RNA. RefSeq names its product dolichyl-phosphate beta-glucosyltransferase. The transcript is spliced from 3 exons. Gene Ontology annotation, cellular component: endoplasmic reticulum membrane. The coding region runs from base 1 to 1245 and encodes 414 amino acids. The record is from RefSeq and is a predicted model, not a curated record. NCBI's taxonomy places the organism in Eukaryota, Fungi, Ascomycota, Eurotiomycetes, Eurotiales, Aspergillaceae.